Lachancea dasiensis is the source of this 1545-nucleotide messenger RNA. The record is from the annotation of a GenBank genome assembly. Lineage: Eukaryota; Fungi; Ascomycota; Saccharomycetes; Saccharomycetales; Saccharomycetaceae.
AUGGGUAUUCUACAAACUCUUUUCAAGGCGGAAGACGACAUUCAAGGGUCCAAAUUCCGCGCCGUCUUCGUCGGUCUUUUCGUCGCGUUUGGCGGUAUUCUAUUUGGUUAUGACACAGGAACAAUCUCCGGUGUGCUGGCUAUGGACUACGUCAAGCAACAAUUCACAUCGGACGGACAUUUCAGUGCCAACCAAACGUCGCUGAUCACGGCUAUUCUGUCGGCUGGUACAUUUUGUGGUGCAAUGUUGGCCCCUUUGGCCUCUGACACUCUGGGCCGUAGACUGGGCUUGCUGAUUUCGACUGUCAUUUUUACCGUUGGUGUCAUUCUACAAGUGGCCGCCACCGAACAAAAUCUGCUGAUUGUGGGCAGAGUCAUUGCCGGUCUCGGUGUCGGUGUUCUAUCUGCUAUCGUUCCCCUAUACCAGGCUGAAGCGUCUCCUAAGUGGAUUAGAGGUGCUGUCACAUCGUGCUACCAAUGGGCAAUCACCAUCGGUUUACUGCUCGCUGCGUGUGUCAACCAGGGGACUCACUCCAGAAGCGAUAGUGGCUCCUACAGAAUCCCAAUCGCAAUUCAACUGCUUUGGGCAAUCAUCAUGUUUACCGGUAUGGUCAUUUUGCCUGAGUCGCCCAGAUUCUACGUUAUGAAGAACAAAGUCCCAGAGGCCCGCAGAGCACUUUCAAAAUUGAGAGGCCUUUCCGGAGACCACAGCUUUGUCGAGGCUGAACUUGAAGAAAUCGUCGCCAACUACAACUACGAGAGGUCUUUUGGCUCCACUUCUAUUUGGGACUGUUUCAAGCCUGCAAACCACCAAUUGAAACGUAUCACCACUGGUAUUGCCAUUCAAGCUCUGCAGCAAUUGACUGGUAUUAACUUCAUCUUCUACUACGGUACUCAAUUUUUCCAGAACUCCGGUAUCAAGAACCCAUUCAUCAUCCAAUUGAUUAUGAACAUUGUCAACGUGGUGAUGUCCAUCCCGGGCAUUGCUUUGGUUGAAAUCGCUGGUAGAAGAAACUUGCUGCUAUGGGGUGCCGUCGGAAUGUGUGUCAGUGAAUUGAUUGUUGCCGCCGUUGGUACCGCACUACCAGACAGCUUCUCUGCUAACAAGACCUUAAUCGCCUUCUCGUGUACUUUCAUUGCCUCAUUUGCUGCUACUUGGGGUCCCUUGGCCUGGGUUGUCGUCGGGGAGAUUUUCCCUCUAAGAGUGAGAGCCAAGUCUGUCGCUGUAUGCGCCGCAUCCAACUGGUUGUUCAAUUUUGCCAUCGCCUACGCUACCCCAUAUCUAGUUGACGUUGAUCAUGCCAACCUACAGUCUAAGGUGUUCUUUAUCUGGGGUGGUUGCACUUUCUUGUGCUUCCUGUUCGUCUACUUCUACAUCUACGAAACUAAGGGUCUUACUUUGGAGCAAAUCGACGAAUUGUUCGACACUUGCCCAAGUGCUCGUCACUCCAAGGGCUUUGUUCCCUCCGAAGGUUUUGCUGCCCACGAACAAGCCAACUCCCCAGACCUCGACAAAGCUAUUGUUGUGGCUAUCGAAAAGGUCUAA